AUGGCCGGACCCGCUCCCCACCCAAGGCCCGCAGGCGCACACCCAGUCCACAUCCACCCCGCUCGCCCUCUAUAUCGAUUCUUCGCAACUGGCCUGGGCGCAAGCAUGUGGUUCUUCUUGAUGUACCGCGCGAGAAAGGACGGUGCAGCGCUGAUGGGCUGGAGACAUCCGUGGGAGCAUUGA
Coniosporium apollinis CBS 100218 is the source of this 183-nucleotide messenger RNA. RefSeq lists its product as uncharacterized. The record is from RefSeq and is a predicted model, not a curated record. Gene Ontology annotation, cellular component: mitochondrial inner membrane. The transcript is spliced from 2 exons. The coding region runs from base 1 to 183 and encodes 60 amino acids. NCBI's taxonomy places the organism in Eukaryota, Fungi, Ascomycota, Dothideomycetes.